UGGCAGCGACGCGCUGGGGAGCCCGAGCCCGCGGCGCCCGCAGGCUCGGCGGGUGGCCUCCUCCUCCGCGCGGUCCCCGCGGGCCUGGAUCCUUCCCUACCGGCUCGUGGGCCGUGCCUUUGUCAGCCUGCGCGGCCCGAUCCUGGCCCCGUCUCUUCAUAUCCGGCUCCGGGCUCCUCCCCCCAAGACCUGGGUUCCGGACACCUCCCCCCGGACCGCCCAUCCGUCCUCCUCUCCCUCAGUGCUUGGAAUCUGACCUCUCCCUAACGGUGCUGACCCAGCCCCUAAUAACCUUUGUUCAGACCCCAAACAAUGGGCUGACAUCUGUCCCCUUGCUGAGGAUCGAGGCCACCCUCUCCCCCACGGUAACGGGGAUAACUUAUUUUUCUUCUAGAAUUACGGAUUAUGCAUCUUUCCCCACCCAUUUCCGCUGGCCUGCAAUACCGCAGUUUGGCCUCCUUUACUUACAAUAACACAGAUCUGGAUUCUCAGCCCCGCAGCACCUCAGAACCGACCCUUUUCUCUCUAACGUGGGUCCUGGCUCCUUCAGUGAACCCUGCCCACACCCUCUAUUCACAGGUCCCCAGUCUGGGAAAAGAUGGCCCCACAGCCCCCGAGGGGCCUGGUCCCAGCUCUGCUCUGGGGUCUGAUCCUGUUCCUCAGCCUCCCAGGCCCCAUCUGGCUCCAGUCCUCUCUGCCUCCCCAGUCUUCUCCCCUGCCUGAGCUCCAUCCCUGUCAUACCUGCCGGGGACUAGUCGACAGCUUCAACAAGGGCCUGGAGAGAACCAUCCGGGACAACUUUGGAGGUGGAAACACUGCCUGGGAGGAAGAGAAGUUAUCCAAAUACAAAGACAGUGAGACCCGCCUGGUAGAGGUGCUCGAGGGUGUGUGCAGUAAGUCGGACUUCGAGUGCCACCGCCUGCUGGAGCUGAGUGAAGAACUGGUGGAGAACUGGUGGUUUCACAAGCAGCGGGAGGCCCCAGACCUCUUCCAGUGGCUCUGCUCAGAAUCCCUGAAGCUCUGCUGCCCCUCAGGCACCUUCGGGCCAUCCUGCCUUGCCUGUCCUGGAGGUGCGGAGAGGCCCUGUGGUGGCUACGGGCAGUGUGAAGGGGAAGGAACGCGAGGGGGCAGCGGGCACUGUGACUGCCAAGCUGGCUACGGGGGUGAGGCCUGCGGUCAGUGCGGCCUUGGCUACUUUGAGGCAGAGCGCAAUGCCAGCCAUCUGGUAUGUUCGGCUUGUUUCGGCCCCUGUGCCCGAUGCUCCGGACCUGAGGAAUCACACUGUUUGCAGUGCAAGAAGGGCUGGGCCCUGCAUCAUCUCAAGUGUGUGGACAUCGACGAGUGUGGCACAGAGCGAGCCACCUGUGCAGCCAGUCAGUUCUGUGUGAACACCGAGGGAUCCUACGAGUGCAGAGACUGUGCCAAGGCCUGCUUGGGCUGCAUGGGGGCAGGGCCAGGUCGCUGUAAGAAGUGUAGCCCUGGCUUCCAGCAGGUGGGCUCCAAGUGUCUCGAUGUGGAUGAGUGUGAGACAGAGGUGUGUCCAGGAGAGAACAAGCAGUGUGAAAACACCGAGGGCGGUUAUCGCUGCAUCUGUGCCGAGGGCUACAAACAGAUGGAAGGUGUCUGCGUGAAGGAGCAGGUCCCAGAGUCGGCAGGCUUCUUCUCAGAGAUGACCGAGGAUGAGCUGGUGGUGCUGCAGCAGAUGUUCUUUGGUGUCAUCAUCUGUGCACUGGCCACGUUGGCCGCUAAGGGUGACUUGGUAUUCACCGCCAUCUUCAUUGGGGCUGUGGCUGCCAUGACUGGCUACUGGUUGUCAGAACGCAGUGACCGUGUGCUAGAGGGCUUCAUCAAGGGCAGAUAAUCCCUGCCACCGCCUGCAGGAUCUCCCACCCAGGCUGUCCCCAGAGCUUGGGCCUCUCUCCUGCUGGACACUGAUGAUAUCUCGGUUUGAGAGUGGGAUAAGCACCCCUUACCUGCCUUACGGAGCAGCCCAGGUACCCAGGCCUAGGUAGUCGAGGCCCCUGGGGUGAAAAAGUAGCCUUGAAGUUGGAUGCCAUGAGAUCUUCACCUGGGGGGACUGGGCAGGCUUCACAAUGUGUGUGAACUCUGAAAGUUUCUCCUUAUGGUGGCUGCUAGUGAGCUUUGGCUCUUGCCUGGGAUGAGAGGGGUCCCCACAGGGGUGGGCUGUCAGAGCCCCCUCCUGCCAGCUGCAUGCUGCCAGCUCCUGUUCUGUAUUCACCCCAUCCUCACCCCCCCAUUUAUUUAUUCAUCUCAGGAAAUAAAGAUCUCAGAAAAUGGAAAA
Molecule: messenger RNA, 2302 nt
Organism: Carlito syrichta (Philippine tarsier)
Lineage: Eukaryota; Metazoa; Chordata; Mammalia; Primates; Tarsiidae
Gene: CRELD1
Product: cysteine rich with EGF like domains 1
Exons: 10
Coding region: 599-1861 (420 amino acids)
Molecular function (GO): calcium ion binding
Source: RefSeq, a predicted model, not a curated record